AUGGAGAACUUGCCUGUUGAGCUUUGCAGAACCAUACUUUCAUUCGUCGACAUACCUUCCUUGAAGAACUUUCGCCUCACGUCAAGAUUUUGGGGAGGGUUAGGAGAAGAUUACCUUAUCUCUCCCACGUUCUUUUCUCUCUCGUACCGAAAUGACAUUCAUCGUCUUACUACUUUAGCCAAGAAUCCCAGAUUCCGGCUCAAAAUCGAGACUCUAAGUUUCCUCCAUGGAGAAGUCAAUGAGUACCACGCUCGGCACAACACCUACUUCUUAAACUAUAUGCAAGACCCCGAUAUCCGGAUGGAUAUGCAAACCUCUGUCUGGUCUACCUAUGCCGAUCUCCGAGCACAGAAAGAGCGCUACCUACCAACCGCUUGUGACAAGGACGCUCUGAUGGAGAUCCUUAGCCUCUUACCGAAUCUCAAGACCGUUGAAGUCAGUCUCAUGACGUGUCCAUUCCAAGAAGAUGAGCAUCCGGAAAUGCUAAAGGAGAUUUGGGGCAUUCCCUCAACCAGACUUAUGCCAAGAGUCGCAACGACAGAACGCUUUACCAAUCUCGUCUCAGCAUUAGCCUCGAAUAUCACCAUUGCCAGUAUCAAGUCCCUCUCACAUGACCGUCUACCUUUUGAAUUCUUCGCCCAAAGACCGGCUACAAUCCAUCACAUGUCAGGGGCAUUCCGAUCCCUGACGAGCUUGUCCCUAGCGAUCGAUUACAGCGAUAUGCCAAACAAUCUGCACCAGACCCAAGCCUUCCAUAACCUAUCUCUAUGCAUGCGCUCUGCCUCGCAGCUCCAGACCCUGGCUCUGCAAUUCAUGGGAAGGAGGAAAAUCGAUAUUCGGGAGCUCCUUUUCACCUUCCGGGUCAGUGACUACGAGUUCCGGCAUCUCGAGACCAUCGCCUUAAGAGGAAUUACCAGCACAGCUGCUGACCUCGGGACGUUCCUCGUGAAGCAAAAGUCGCUAAAAUCGAUACAGCUGGGAGGUUUGGGACUCAAGACUAGACAUCAACCUCCGAAUGGAGGUGUUCAUCUCAGCGAGGGCUCGUUCAAGGGUUUGUUUGAGAGGGUGAGGCGUAAUUUGAAUUUGGAGAGCUUGAAGGUGCAGGGUGAUUUGGUUGGGCAGCAGAGUGGUGAGAGGUGGGUGUUGGAGAACGUUGAGGAUGAGAAGGAUCUCUGGGAGUUUGUCAUGGAUUGA
Messenger RNA from Mollisia scopiformis, 1194 nucleotides. RefSeq lists its product as uncharacterized. Bases 1 to 1194 code for a protein of 397 amino acids. The transcript is spliced from 2 exons. Gene Ontology annotation, molecular function: protein binding. Lineage: Eukaryota; Fungi; Ascomycota; Leotiomycetes; Helotiales; Mollisiaceae. The record is from RefSeq and is a predicted model, not a curated record.